Molecule: messenger RNA, 699 nt
Organism: Naegleria gruberi
Lineage: Eukaryota; Heterolobosea; Eutetramitea; Acrasida; Naegleriidae
Exons: 1
Coding region: 1-699 (232 amino acids)
Source: RefSeq, a predicted model, not a curated record
AUGCAAAAAUCAAACUUUUACGAAGAACCAAUCGGAGAAUCGGUCGUGAUCAAGCUAGAUCAUCACAUCGGAUCACGUUCACUCACUAAUUUCUAUCGGAAUGAUGCCAAAUUUCAAAGUCCAUUGAUUUCCUUCACUCAAUAUUAUCAAUUAUUUAGAGGAGAAUUGAAGACUCAUCGAAGUCCAAAAUUAAUAUUUAGAGCGAGUAGGGAUGGAUUUUCAGAGGUGGAAUUUCGUAAACGUUGCGAAGAUCAGGGGAAAAUUGUAAUUAUUGUUAAAUCUAAAGGAGGAGAUUUAUUUGGAGGAUAUACGAAAGAAACUUUGAAACUUGAUCAAAGAGGAAGUAAUGUAAAGGAUGAGGAAUCAUUUACGUUUAGAUUUGACGAUAACACAUUGUAUAUUUUCAGAUUAAUGCAUGACCACAAUAUUCAUGCAUUGUACAGAUAUAGCUCAUUGUAUUUGUUUGCAUUUGGUUAUUGCUUUUGGGUGUGUGGUGAUGCAAAUACAUCUACCUAUUCUAGUUCACACAAUGCCACCCAGGAUUACAUUUUACCAGAGUGCAAAUUACCACAGAGAGAGAUUAAUCAAGUAUUUGAUGAUGAAUUCCCUAAUAAUAUUGUCCCUGAUGAAAAGAGACAAUAUUUUGGAGGAUUCAAUUUCCUAGUUGAAGAUUUCGAAGUUUACAAAGUGGUGGAAUGA